CCAAAAAGAUACAGAUUCUAUUGAAAUGAAUGUCUGCAACUUUACAUGUCUAAUAUCAAAAACGAUUGUUGUUUUUCAUAUUGUUGUUUUUACAAAUCAAUCUUAGCUGUGGGAAACAGGUGUACAUGAUUUUUGCAGAGUUGUUCACAGCUAGGAAAAUCCCUCAGCUCUGACACUUUCGCGCAACAUGCUUAUCUGAUUACUUGAGCACGAGAUUCAAAGCGGUUGUUGGAAUUGAUUCGCUAUUAUUUUCGAUGGUGCAAUUGGAAUAUGAUACUUUCUUUCUCCUGGAAAAUGGAAUCAAUGCUACAGAGAUACACGGAAGAACGAUGCUGGUAUAUGUAUAUAUACUGCAUAUAUCUUGUCCUUCAUUUGCCAUUGAUAUUCUUUGCCGUAGCUCUCUGUUUACCAUGGAUACAGGAAAGGAUCAGGCAGGCGAGACAAAAGCUAUAGCCGUUGGGCCGUGGGGAGGCAAUGGAGGCGCUUAUUGGGACGACGGGAGCUACACUGGCAUCAGAGAGAUUACACUCACGUAUGCUCGAUGUAUUGACUCCAUCAACGUGGUUUACGACAAGAAUGGCAAACCAGUUUCAACGGAGAAACAUGGAGGCGUAGGCGGUAGUAUAACUGUCGAGAUCAAGCUGCAAUUUCCCGACGAGUACUUGACGUCCGUUUCCGGGCACUACUAUCCAGUGGUUCACGGAGGAAGCUCUGUGAUCCGGUCGCUGACAUUCAAGACUAACAAGAGAACGUUCGGGCCUUAUGGAGUCGAAGAAGGCACGCCGUUUUCAUUCCCGAUGGAAGGAGGACAGAUUGUUGGAUUCAAGGGCCGGGCCGGAUGGUACUUGGACGCCAUCGGCUUCCAUAUAACUAAAACAAGAACAGUGGCCAACGUCGUGCAGAAAGCUCAGCAGAGGUUCCGGCGCCUUACGAGCUCGUUAUCUUUAGCCCCUCUUAGGGAUGGCGAUGAAGCCCGGAAGUACGGGAAACCUCUUGGAUAGACAAGAUUAUACUUCUCUUCGGAAUCUUGUUAGGUUAUCUGUACUGUAAUAAGCACUUGGUCUUGGAUCAAGUCGGUCGUGUUCGAGUUAAGGAGAAUUAUAAUUAAUAAAUGAUUUAGAAUGUAUUAGUACAACAUGAUGUAUACAAAUAUAAUUAUAUACUUAA
This is a messenger RNA of Andrographis paniculata, 1167 nucleotides long. Its product is annotated as jacalin-related lectin 19. The record is from RefSeq and is a predicted model, not a curated record. Lineage: Eukaryota; Viridiplantae; Streptophyta; Magnoliopsida; Lamiales; Acanthaceae. The coding region runs from base 255 to 1001 and encodes 248 amino acids. Gene Ontology annotation, molecular function: carbohydrate binding. The transcript has 3 exons.